AUGGCUACAAAAGACGAGGGUCCAGCGAUUGGCAUUGAUCUUGGAACAACUUACUCAUGUGUUGGAGUUUGGCAACACGGUCGCGUUGAGAUCAUAGCUAAUGACCAAGGCAAUAGAACCACACCAUCUUACGUUGCGUUCACCAACGAUGGGCGUUUGAUUGGCGAUGCUGCCAAGAAUCAAGUUUCUACCAACCCUAUCAACACUGUAUUUGAUGCAAAGCGGUUGAUUGGUAGGAGAUUCAGCGAUGACUCUGUUAAGAGUGACAUGAAGUUGUGGCCUUUCAAGGUUCGUGGUGUCGGGGACAAACCUAUAAUUGUGGUUAACCACAACAAUAUGGAGAAGAGAUUUGCUGCUGAGCAGAUAUCUUCCAUGAUUCUUGAAAAAAUGCGUGAUAUAGCAGAGGCCUACAUCGGAUCAAAAGUGAAAGAUGCUGUUAUAACUGUGCCAGCAUACUUCAAUGAUUUUCAGCGUCAGGCUACAAAAGAUGCUGGUUUGAUUGCGGGGUUGAAUGUCAUACGUAUUAUCAAUGAGCCAACAGCGGCUGCUAUUGCCUAUGGUCUUAACAGAAAAGACAGAGUCGUUCGUGGAAAAAGCGUUCUUAUAUUUGAUCUUGGUGGUGGUACUUUCGAUGUUUCUCUUCUCAAUAUUGAAGAAGGAAUUUUUGAGGUGAAAGCUACAGCAGGGGAUACUCAUCUUGGAGGUGAAGAUUUUGACAAUAGAAUGGUGACCUAUUUUAUACAAGAGUUCAACAGGAAGCACGAUAAGGAUAUUAGUAACAAUCCUAAAGCAGUAAGGAGGCUGAGAACAUCUUGUGAAAGAGCAAAGAGAACUCUUUCUUCCACCAGCCAAACCACCAUUGAAAUUGAUUCUUUGUUUGAAGGUAUUGACUUUCACUCCACAUUAACAAGGGCAAAAUUUGAGGAGCUUAACAUGGAUCUUUUCACAAAAUGCAUGGAGCCGUUGGAAAAGUGUUUGACAGAUGCUAAAAUGGACAAGAGUGAUGUUCAUGAUGUUGUACUCGUAGGCGGAUCUACUAGAAUUCCCAAAAUACAACAACUCUUGCAGGAAUUUUUCAAUGGUAAGGCGCUUUGCAAAGGCAUCAAUCCCGAUGAGGCAGUUGCAUAUGGUGCGGCUGUGCAAGCUGCAAUCAUGAGUGGUGAAGGUAAUAUCGAGAAGGUGCAGGAUUUACUACUAUUGGAUGUCACUCCACUUUCUCUUGGGAUAAGAAUGGCAACGGGAGUUAUGGAAGUUUUAGUCCCAAGAAACACUGCCAUCCCCACCAAGAACGAAAGAAUAUACACAACUGGUUUCAGUGGGCAGACAAUUAUGACUGUUAGUGUGUACGAGGGUGAAAGAGUAAAUCCGAAAGAUAACACAUUGUUGGGUAGAUUUGAGCUCACAGGAAUCAGUCCUGCAUUAAGGGGAGUGCCGGAUAUCGGCAUUUGUUUUGAGAUUGAUAACAAUGGAAUUUUGGUUGUCUCUUCCGAGGAAAAGCUAACAGGAAACAAGAGCAAGCUCGUAAUCUCAAAUAGCUACAAAGGCAGGUUAUCUAAGGAGGACAUCGAGAGGAUGAUCAAGGAGGCAGAGAAGUACAAAUUAGAAGACGAGGAGUAUAAGAAGACUGCGGACGCUAAGACUGCGUUGGAAACCUAUGCAUAUGACAUAAGGGGAAGAGUAAAUAUUCACUCACAUAUCGAUCCUAGUUUGAAGAAGAAAAUUGCAGAUGAGGUUGGGAAAGUAAUUAACUGGCUUGGGAGUAAGAACCAGCCUUGGAGUCGUGAAGAAAUUGAUAAUAGGAUGAAAAAGUUAGAAAACCUCUGUAAUCCUAUAUUUCCCAAAGAAGUAACUGGGAAUUAA
This is a messenger RNA of Fragaria vesca subsp. vesca, 1860 nucleotides long. Its product is annotated as probable mediator of RNA polymerase II transcription subunit 37c-like. The transcript has a single exon. Gene Ontology annotation, biological process: cellular response to unfolded protein; protein refolding. Gene Ontology annotation, molecular function: misfolded protein binding; heat shock protein binding; ATP binding. Gene Ontology annotation, cellular component: cytoplasm. The coding region runs from base 1 to 1860 and encodes 619 amino acids. The record is from RefSeq and is a predicted model, not a curated record. Lineage: Eukaryota; Viridiplantae; Streptophyta; Magnoliopsida; Rosales; Rosaceae.